UCACUAUGAUGCGCGCUUAGCUGAGAGGAGGUCCUCAGCGCCCGGCUCUUGAUGCGUGCGUAAAACUUUCUAAUGAAAUCAAAAAACACUUUUUGACCAACUUAGAAUUCGUUCUACUAAGGUCAAGAGGGCCUGAUACAUUCACCGAAGAGAAAACUUCAGAAUCAUGGACCCCAAAUCUACCGAGGGAGGGGCUGAAGAGGAGCUCCUUGGAAACUUGUCACCAAAUCCACCUGCUGAGGUGGCACAGAAGCAUGGGGUAGGGUACGAGCUGGAGGAGGAGCAGGAUGACCUGGCAGAGCACCAGCCUCUGGAACAGGAGGACCUGAACUUUGAGAAAUGGAAGCGCAGGCCCGUCCCCCAGCGAACACUCCAUGAGAAAAUAGACGACGUGAAGACCUAUCUAUGGAACGCAGAGACCAGGGAGUUCAUGGGUCGCUCCGGAAAGAGCUGGAGCCUUAUCCUCUUAUUCUAUUCAGCACUUUAUCUGUUCCUGGCGGCCAUGUUUGGUGGCUGUAUGUGCUGCCUCAUGUGGUCUAUCAGUCCUUACCAUCCCACCCACAAUGACAGGGUGAUGCCACCAGGUAUGACGAUGUCCCCAUAUCUCGAGGGCUUUGAUAUCAUCUUUAACGCCUCUGAUCGGAAAUCCUGGAAGAAGUAUGCUAAAUCUAUGGAAGAAUACCUCAAACCGUACAACGACGGUGUGCAGGAGAGGAAGAAUAUCCAGUGUUCACAAGACAACAAGUACUUCCACCAGGACGACCUGGAAGAGGCUGCGGAGAGGAAGUCAUGUCAGUUCAAGAGGUCCUGGUUGGAGCAGUGCUCAGGUCUCCAGGACCCUCACUUUGGCUUCGCCCAGGGAAAGCCCUGCAUCCUCCUUCGAAUGAAUAGGAUUCUUGGGUAUUUACCUGGUCAAGGCACACCUAUCGAUGUGACUUGUGGUGUCAGGAAAGGGCCACCUGAUUCCCUUGGAGAAAUUCAGUUCUUUCCCAAAAGCAUCUUUGAUCUGAAGUACUAUCCCUACUAUGGAAAACUAAGACAUGUGAACUACUCAGCUCCAGUGGUGGCGGUGCGUUUCGCAGGGGUGCAGUUUGACACCCACAUUCAAGUACAGUGUACACUGAAUGGCAAGGGAAUCAUCAACGAUUCACAAACCGACCGCUACCUAGGCAGAGUGACUUUCUCAUUAGACGUGGGUGCAUAGGGAAACCACUGAUGCCCCCAUGACAAAAUGAGACAGGAAAAUAUAUGAAAACUCUCAUUCUGUUACACCUUUAUGUUGCCUAUAUACCCUUGUGCCUUCUGAUGAAACAAAAUAUUGACUACAUAAUGUUCAAGAAGUAUACACAUACUCAUACACACAUACAUUCACACCUCACCUCACAGACAGUGCUGAGCACAAGAUGCAGUAAGUAGUGAAACUGAAUAUUACCAUUGCAUACCUGACAUUUAGCCUGAUUAAUAGCCCUAGGGUAACUAGACAGAAGACACAGCUCAAAGUUUUGUACACUGCCCAAACGUUAGCCAUAGCUAUGCAAUUAUUGAUUUGAAAGUUAAUAGCCUAAUGAACAGUAAGAAAUACCUACUGUUACAAUAUGGAUAGAGAAGCAAGCUAAACACAUUUGGUUUGAAAUCAAAUUGUGAACUAAUUUCUUUUUAGUGAACCUUUGUAAACCUUUUAGUUACAUGUAUAUUUCAUUGUAUAGACUCCACGGACAUGGUCAGCAGCAGGGCACUUGUACUGUAUUUCCAGUAUUAUCUACUUGCUAUUAUCACAGUUAUAAAGCCCUAUGCCUCUUUAUUUCUUUCUCUUUUGUACAAACACUAUGACACUGCCAUCGAGAAUGAAAUACUGCAGAAUACCCGCUGAUGACAGGAGAGAUUGACUGUGAGAACAGAUUGUGCUUUAUGGUCAGACAUGUGUAGUAACAGCUUUCCCUUGCUCUUACAGAAAUAACAAUGUUAUAUUUGAUGUAGAAUUAAUUUGAUCUUUGCUAUUGUCCAUACUAAAACUGGUAUCCAUGUUGUAUUUAUUCUGAUAGCUACUUUAAUAAAUACAAUGAUCUUAUACAUACAAUGCUCUUUCAUGAGAAUGUAUAAACCACUUAAUUGUAUAGAUGGCCAGAUUAUUCUAUUACAUGUUAUGUGUAAUAUGUCCUAGAUCAAAGGAAAAAUGAUCAAAUCUUAUUUUUCAUGGAUAUCAAUCAGAGUAUGCAACAGGUCAUGUAACAAAACAGUAUCCACAAGCAGAGAUGAAGCAACACACAUAAUUUAGCUGUCACACUUGAAGAGUUUACUUUUCUCAAAUGUAUGUUGAAGAGAUUUCAGAAUUAUUUAUUAAUUAUAUUCCAUAAUGUCGACAUGGCACUAUCAGUAAUCAAAACUGCCUCAAGGUCUGUGGAGUCAGUUCAGUACAAACAAGAAUUAUGCCAAUUCAGACUGUUGAGUGAAUCAUAACACUAUAGCAAUGUAAGCAAAUAAAUGUGAAACUGAAUAAACUAAUUGAACAAAA
Messenger RNA from Osmerus eperlanus (European smelt), 2512 nucleotides. RefSeq names its product ATPase Na+/K+ transporting subunit beta 4 (gene atp1b4). The coding region runs from base 167 to 1204 and encodes 345 amino acids. The transcript is spliced from 9 exons. Gene Ontology annotation, biological process: potassium ion transport; regulation of DNA-templated transcription; sodium ion transport. The record is from RefSeq and is a predicted model, not a curated record. Gene Ontology annotation, cellular component: sodium:potassium-exchanging ATPase complex; nuclear inner membrane. Lineage: Eukaryota; Metazoa; Chordata; Actinopteri; Osmeriformes; Osmeridae.